Molecule: messenger RNA, 6169 nt
Organism: Micropterus salmoides (largemouth bass)
Lineage: Eukaryota; Metazoa; Chordata; Actinopteri; Centrarchiformes; Centrarchidae
Product: SPHK1 interactor, AKAP domain containing
Exons: 12
Coding region: 460-5133 (1557 amino acids)
Cellular component (GO): cytoplasm
Molecular function (GO): protein kinase A binding
Source: RefSeq, a predicted model, not a curated record
UAACAUACGUGAUUGUCAGCCUUCAGUGAUCAAUCAAGUAGGCCUACUAAGCCUUCAGGCAGUCUUAACAAACACAUAGGCUACUGCAAGUGGUAAACAACUACGUACGUGUGCGCGUACUUCUGUUUUUACACACGCGCGCGCACUGCCCAUAUCGAUGCCCUUGCCUGCGUCGUGCUCAGUACGUUUGAUCCACACGGGGCUCCUGCGCGUGCACUCAGCACUUGGCGGACAGACGCUGCUGAUACCGUGGGCUCAGUUCAUCACAGUCCUCCUCCAGUCACGGUGAAACAGUCUGGGAUUCCUUCAGUGCUCGUUCGGGGAUGAGCAUCUGGACCAGAGAGUGUCCCGGGGACUACGCGUCGAGGCGCUCCGCUGUAGGCUACCUCUCCCUGUGCCCCUGCCCACACAGAGGAAAUAAACACACCGACUGACGACAGUUUGACUAUUUUUGACACAAUGGCAGGCGCAAAGUGCCUUCUGAAAACGCCGAGUAACUUCCAGUCGUCUGCCAUGUUUGAAGGCUCAGAGUCUGUCGAGGUGGAGGGAGGCAGCACAGAAAGCACCGUGGCCUCGUCCAUCAGUGCCUGCAAGAAGGUGCUGUGCAGCAACAGUCUGCUGGACUCAUCGGAGUACUGGCUUAGGAAUGAGAAAGCUCUGUGCAGACUGGGCCUGCUGGACGACGACGCAGAGGGCAGCUGCGCCAUGAUCUGUUUUGUAAAUCUUGACCCUCAGAAAAAAGACUAUCGCGACGACAAAAGCAUCAAGAAAUUGGCAUCGGUGUCUUCAGACCUGCCAAAGCUCGUUGAAUUACUGACUGUCCACCAGCCGAAAGAAAAUGAGAUCCUACUGCUUGGUGGCCUGGAAGCCUCAGACGCUUGCCAAACACACCCACACUCCCUCUCUCAGGGCGGGCAGCUGCAGAGUACAGGCGUGUGCCUGGUUCAGUGUUCAGGGCAGAGACACUCCACCCAAACUAGCAGCAUCAUCUUUGAUAUCAACAAGUUCCUGAUUGGUCUGCAGUGGGGAAAGGAGCAACAGCUUCAGCAUGGCCGAACAGCAGGGCAACGGGUCGAUGACGAUACCAAUCGCUCCAUCUCGUCCAUAGAAGAAGACUUCCUGACUGCCUCAGAACACCUCGGUGAUGACAGCGAGGAUGAUGGCUUCAGAAAUGAACCAGAGAGUGGUGACCUGGCAGAGAGCUUGGUAGAGGCUGCACAGAAACACUGUGUCAGACUCGCAUGUCAGAGGGGACAGCUGGCCCAUCAUCAGAACAAGGAGGAUGCUGGGGUGAAAAAGGAAGGGCAUCGGCGAGGAAGCCUCCACACUAAGGAAUCAGCUGGUCACUAUGCCACAAAUCUGGCCGAGUCGGUGUUGCAAGAUGCCUUCAUACGCCUCUCUCAAGAUGAAACCUCCUUUGUUUCUGAGGCUGCUGUCAGUGUGUCCCUCUCUAGUCAUCCUGCAAAGACCAAGCAGCCUUCCCAGCAGCGCACCUGCUCUUUUGAACUCCCCAAGAUUGUUAUAGUUCAAAGCCCAGACAGCUCUGAUGGGGCUGUAGAAUGGCCAGAGACCCAGGUGUCCCAUGUGCCUGACCAGGAUAUCAUUGCCAAAGCCAGAGAGGAGCCAGAGAAUGGGACACAGACCCACAUUCCCCACCACAAUGGAGGACACCCAUCCAAACAUGUAGAGGUGGCUUUGGCCUGUGCUGCCAGUGUCAUUGGCACCAUUACUACCCCGCAGCUGACAGAACAGCUGGCCAUGGAAUCAGCCUCAGAGGAAGACACAGAGGAGGAGCUGCAGGAACCAGAGGAAAGGGGAGACUACUCCUUCUCCUCAGCCAUGUGUGGCAUGGCUCAGGUAGCUGGUGCUGUAGCAGCUUUGGAGCUAACAGAGGAGUCAGGGGAGUGCUGCGAUUCUGAUGCAGAUUCCACUGAAGUCUACACAGCAUCCCGUGGUCUGAUGUCUGCAGCUGAGGCCUCAACAGCCUUCACGCUGCACUGCAGUGUGGCAGAGAGUACCAGCGUUGAAGCGUUUCGUGCCAACAUUGCUGAGGUCCUACACAGGGAAGCAGCUGAAGUGCUGACUCAGCCACAAGACUACAGGAGUGUGGCCCACCUUCUGGAAGCCACACAUAACAAGAUAGUAGAUGGCAUUACUUGUCCAAAGAAAUCCUACAUGGACGAAAGAGAGGUGGAUGACUUAAUAAAUGAGGUUGCAGACAGCUUAUUUAAGCAUGCUUUAGAGAAAGCAAAAAAGAAAAAAGAACUAGAGGGUACUGGAAAAGAUGCACCAAACCUCCAGGUUUUUCUGCAGGACAGUGUUAACAAUUUGCUGUUUGAUAUCCUUUGCCUGACACAGAAGAAAAUCAGUCACAUCUCUAAAUUUGACCAAGGGUCAUUUGAAAUACAAGAGGGUGAUAGGGAGCUUAAUACCGCCAAGGAUCCAUUCAGUCAAUUACAGUGCUUAGUUGGCAACAGCCAGUCCACUAAUAGUGAGAACCAGAGCGGCAUGCUACACUGCACAGAUAAACUUACCGUGGUUCCUGGGCUGAAGGAGAAAUAUGUGCUUGAGGAAAGUGAUCUCAUUGCAUCUUGCCCCAUAGCACACAGCAAAGAGCAACAGCAGCAGUCAUCAUGCAGACAAAGUCAGUCUAAAUCCACCUCCUCACCUGCCAAGGACUUCUCUGACUACCAACAGAUCCAGCAUAACAGUGGUGCCAUCAGAGAACCUUGGAGUGAAAUCCCAGUUUAUAGCACAGAGAAGAGGGGACGACAGGCCUCCCUCACACCCCAGUCCUCCUUAAACUCUUGCACUUCUCUGCUCUGCUUGAGAAUGGACUCAGAGUCCAGGACACCUAUCACUUGCUAUGCUGAUGAUUUGGCUGCUACAGUGGUGUCUAUGGCCACAGAACUAGCAGCCAUCUGCCUGGAGAACUCCAGUGGGAAACAACCCUGGUUCUGUGCCCUGAAAGGGACGUCAACUGAAGGGCCAGAAGCCUACUUGAUCCCUGCUUGCCGCACAGUCCUCAGAAGGAAAGAAGGUCAGAGCAACAAUGCUGCUUCCAAGAAACAUCGGGCACCACGCCUCAGUGAGAUCAAGAGGAAGACGGAGGAGCAGCCAGAGCUGAUGGAGCGGCUUGUGAACCGAGUGGUGGACGAAUCUGUCAACCCAGAUGAACCGCAGGACCCAUUUGCCCUCUUUGCCUCUGAAGUCACCGCUAGGAUCAUGAAUUGCCCUGAGCUUAAUGUGGUGGAUACCUCCAAAACAGGCCAGCCACGCAGCAGGUUGCAGUGUGAGAGGUGGAGCCGUGGGAAGGCAUCUAGUUAUGAGAGUAUUCCUGAAGAAGACGCAGACCCGUCAGGCACACCCAACACCCUGGGCCCUGGCAGUAGGUUAGGUCAGAACUUGAGCCGUGGUAGCUCAAUAUCUAAGCAGUCCAGCUGUGAGAGCAUCACAGAUGAGUUCUCACGAUUUAUGGUAAACCAGAUGGAGACAGAGGGCAGGGGCUUUGACCUUCUGCUGGACUACUACGCUGGGAAAAAUGCCAGCAACAUUCUGGCUGCAGCAGUGCAACAGGCUGCCUCGAAGAAAAAUGGUCACCUUAAUGUCAGGACCUCAUCCUGCUUGUCCAAACAGUCUAGCACAGAGAGCAUCACCGAGGAGUUCUACAGGUUUAUGCUUCGGGACAUGGAUAAGGAAAACAAAGAGUAUGGCAUUGCCAAGACUAAAGAGUGGAGCAACAGCCUGUUCCCUCCUUCUCCUAGAACACCCUUCUGUAUACGACAGUCCUCUGUCCCUGAUCGGCGCUCCUCAGACUCACGACUGACUGUCAACUCACCCAUUAAAGCCAACUCUUUUGAUGGAUUUGGCCGCAAUGUGCAUGGAGACACGCUGAACAUCUUCCCCACCAACUCAGUGUCAGCAACUGGACUGUGUAAAUCAGACUCCUGCCUCUAUCAAAGGGGUAAAACUGACCAGAUUACUGAUAUGCUGAUUCAUGAGACCUGGUCGAGCUCCAUUGAGUCCUUGAUGAGAAAGAACAAGAUCAUUGCUGAUUCAGAGGACAGUAUUGAGCUGGAGGCUCCAGGAGAUCCCCAGCCCCAUGUGCAGCAGUUUGCCAAUCGCCUGGCAGCUGACAUUGUAGAUAUUGGCAAGUCUGCUCUGGGGGCCCAGCAAGAUGUAGCCGGGGGCACAUCUGGGUUGCUCUCACAGCCACACAUGCCUGUUGGUGAAAGACGGAGAGGGUUCAAACAAUCUCAUCUAAGUUGUAGUCGGACUAGGUCCAGCCAGGAGCAAACUGGCACUGGAGUAGGGUCCGGGACUAGUGACAGCGGUGCACCCCGAAUGAGGGGCCCCAGAGAUGUGCCGCUGAUCCACAUUGAGGGAGAUCAGAGGGAUGAACUUCUAAACCCUGAAAGGACAGGAGGAGGACCUCAGGAAACAUCCCCAGACAUGUCAGCUAACAAGCGUACAGAGAGAGCUACAGCCAGCAGCGGCAGCAGUGAGAGGGACAGGCCAGCUGUGGCGGUGGCUGCAGUAGUGAAGAGGGACAAGCGUUCUAUGAGUGCUAGCAGUGAAGAGAGCAUGGGGAGCUGGUCCCAUAUAACUCCCGAAGAUGACCCCCACGAGGAGACCAGUAGUUUUAUCCAGCUGAGCGAGGGGAACGGGACCAGCAGCGCAUCCAGCCUAGGCCUGGCAGACCUGGAUGCCUUUUCUGACGUGCCCACUACGAGCACAGUAAUCAGUGAGGAGACAGAGAAAGGCCAUCUGGCAGGAACCAAGGGGAAUAUCUUUGAGAGCAGUUCAGCGAGGACAACAGGCGGCAGCAGCAACCUCAGGGUGCUGUUGGUGGUAAACUGCGACCUUGAGCCUGAGUGCGUGGACUCGGAGCUGAGAGUGGCCCUACAGUGGAUUGCCGCCUCCGAGCUGGGCCUUCCUGCUCUAUACUUCAGGAAGUCCAAAGAGAAGAGGGUUGUGAAGUUCCAGAGGGUAGUCCAUCUGAUGUCUCAGAAGGCGUGGCGGAUUGCGGACUUGUUCAGCGCUGUGGUUCAGUUCUGUAAACUACACGAGAAAGAGGAAGAGGAGGGCCGGUCUCUUUCCAGCCUGUUUGAUUGGCUGUUGGAGACCCUGUAGGGCGGACUAGCCUCCUCAUACUGCAAACAAAAACACACAUGCUCACUCAUUCAUUCACACUUCUAAAAUGUCCCCAACUGUUUGCCCCAUCCUGUCUCACCCACCAAGUGUCUCUGCUGCAAGCUGAAGGCAUAAAUGCGAUCAGCAUGCUUGAGAAACUCGUACACCACAAUCUGUCCACGGACGUUGGGUCUUUUUGUCUGUUCCUAGCCAUGAAUAGACCAGUCUCCCUUUAAUAAAAGCAUGUUUUUGUUUUCAGAUUCACUUCUCUAGUGAGACACAAACACAGAGCAAGCAAACUGUAGGUGUACGGGUUGGACCUUCCUGAUGGCAAUGAAACAGCCUUCAAGAGAUUAUAGUCAGCAGGUUUUAACUGCUCCAGAUUAUAUAUAAAUAUAUAUUUACAGAUUCUCACAACCAAAUUAUGUGCUUAUUUAUUUGUUUAUUCCAAAUGUACACACAUGAAGCAAAGUACCAAUAGAAGAUAGGAAAAUCAGGUUUAAUUCUCCCCACAACUCAACAUGCGCCAACCUUUUGUAUCAAAACUACUUUGUAAAAGAGGCUUUGUAAGGAAACGUAAGCCCAGAAAAAAAAGCUCUUUCACUUUCUUAUAAUGGUCACUUAGAAGAUCGCAUUUGCUUAAAGUAAGCAAAAUAUUCACGUUUGUUGUGUUCAUUGGCCUACAUGCCAUCUCUGUUGUGACCUUGAAAUUCAGUUCUAAGUGUGUUAUCUUGUUAAUGUUACUUGAGAACUGAUUAUUUUGGAUAGAUGUACUGUAUAUACUGUAGAUUUGGAACUGCUGCACCUUGGAGUAGUGGACUGCUCUCUCUAGCUUUUACUAUGUCAGGAAGACAGAGUAAGGUUUGUAAUGUUGAAUUUGUAUGUGGAUUUGGUCUGUUUAUUUCUCUACUUAGUGGUACUCUAGUGUUAAAUCAGCAGUGGGAAAAAAAGCACAUGAUUCAGCUGUAAACUCUGUCACGGUAGAACUGAAUGUAUUUAUCUUUUGACAUCAAUACAUUUCUGUGAUGUGAAAAAA